AUCAUUCACACCGAGCUACACCUUCAAGAAAUAGUAGGAGAGGGAAACGUUACUGUAAGAUGAAAACUGCAGAACAUAUUUUUUUGUAUUAUUACGUUAAAAUAUACUACUAGAUAGCGGUUGAUUCUGUAUAUCUGUAAAAAAAAAAGUUUGUGGAAAUAUUGGGAGAUGGUGUCCACUCUCUCGUCUUUUCAGACUCAGUUAGCUUCCAUCAUGGAAACACUUGCGCAAACGGCUGCAUUAGAGAUAAGCAAGCUCGUGGAUGUGGAGUGUGAAGUGUUGCUGUCGGAGGUCUCCCGCAGCCGCAGUGAGAUCAGCGCACUGAGGAAGAGACUGAGGCUGAUGGAGGUCCAGCUGUGGACGAGCACUGGACAAACACUGACGGAGAGUCUCACAGGUGUUAAGAGUGAACGUGACCAAGAGGAGAUGCACGAUCAUGUGAACAGGUGUACAGGCCCAACAGGAGACAUCCCAACAGUAAUUCAGCAAGACCAAGACAGUCCACAGCAGAAGUGUGAGGUAAACCAGCCAAUUAGUAUGGUAAAGCAGGAGCAACAGGAAGUAGAUGUUUGGAUUGGUCAAGACAACAGUGAAGCAGGAACCCAGUGUGGUGAAGCUGUGAGCCUGUCACCCAUCAAGGACGCUCUCAAAACGGUUCCUUGUGUUGACAGAGGAAAUGGAGAAAAUGCAACCGCAAGAGUCCCAUCUAAAGCAGAAUCACCAAAAGUGAACACCUCACCCGGAACAAUCACGGCGAACCAGACUGUGGCAAACGAUGAUCCAAACACAUCUUUCAGUCACACACAGAGUUUGAGUGCAUCACGCACCGCAAAAAAAUCCAGUGCUAACGCUAUUUCAGGGGAUAAGCGUUUUGUUUGCUCCUACUGUUCAAAGAGGUUCAGGUGUUUUAGUCAACUUACAGUACAUCAGCGGAGUCACACAGGUGAGAAGCCAUACAGGUGCACGCUUUGUGGAAAGAGCUACAUUCAGAAAGGACACCUGUACACCCAUCAGCGCACCCAUACCGGAGAGAAGCCCUAUCGAUGUUCGCUCUGUGGAAAAGGCUUUAUUCAGAAAUGCACUCUAGACAUGCAUCUGCGAAGUCACACUGGAGAAAGACCCUACACUUGCACAAAAUGUGGGAAAGGCUUCACCACCAAAUUCAAUCUUAACAAACACUUAUCUUGUCAGACUUGCAACAACAUUAGUUAACGACAGUGAGCUUGAGUAAAUUGAAACUGCCUUGAUUUGCACUCCACAGAGAUCAUUUUAAAAAAUGUACAGUUUGUUAAGCUGUGUGAUUCAUGUGGCGUCAGAUCAGCAUUAAAUGAAAAAAUCAUGUCUGAAAAAAGUGAAA
This is a messenger RNA of Cyprinus carpio (common carp), 1357 nucleotides long. RefSeq lists its product as uncharacterized. The record is from RefSeq and is a predicted model, not a curated record. Gene Ontology annotation, cellular component: nucleus. NCBI's taxonomy places the organism in Eukaryota, Metazoa, Chordata, Actinopteri, Cypriniformes, Cyprinidae.